AUGUCACCAAUAAAAUUGAAUGAGGGACCAGACUCGGUUCGAAUGCUAGUGCUCGAAACCGACGAACCUCAUCCAGACACCAAAGAGUCCAAAGGGAGUUUUGGCGAUAUUUUCAACAACCUCUUUACCGAAGCCGGGAAAGAACAUGAUCCUCCACUCGGAGUAGAGACAGACAUGCAUUAUAUAGUCGACGACCCAGAGAACGAUCACCAUGGUCACGUUCCUCAUAUUUCCGAGAUUGGAAAAGACGUCACUGCCAUCUUGAUCACGGGAAGCAUGUACGAUGCACAUGGCGACAAUCCAUGGAUUCAAAAACUCAUCGAACUACUCACGGCACUCUGGAAAGAACGCCCGGAUAUGAAAUUCAGCGGUGUCUGCUUCGGCCACCAGAUUCUGGCUCGGACACUCGGUGCAAAAGUCGAGCCUACGGAAGGAGGAGAUUGGGAAUUAGCUUACACUAAAAUGGAUCUCACGCCUCUUGGACAAAGACUAUUCCGUACCGAGAAUCGCAACCUCUCACUCCAUCAAAUGCAUCAAGAUCAAGUCACCACAGUGCCCUCACCCUCAACUACAUCUCUAUUGUCUUCCAAAGACGAAGUCGACGUCUGGGCCAGCAGCGACCACACCAAGAUUCAAGGACUGUAUAUCCGGGAACGCCUGUUUACUAGUCAAGGACAUCUGGGCUUUGAUGAGAAGAUGGUGCGUAGACAGAUUGAGGCGAGGGUGGAGAGUGGUGGGAUUAAGAGCGAGGAUAGGGCGGCAGAGGCUAAGGAGACGGCGCAUUUGAAGCAUGAUGGGAAUGUGGUUGCCGGUGCGAUUUUGAGGUUUUUUCAUGGGGAUGAUCGGAAGAUUGAGGAGAGGUGA
This is a messenger RNA of Glarea lozoyensis ATCC 20868, 864 nucleotides long. RefSeq names its product Class I glutamine amidotransferase-like protein. Lineage: Eukaryota; Fungi; Ascomycota; Leotiomycetes; Helotiales; Helotiaceae. Gene Ontology annotation, cellular component: nucleus; cytosol. The record is from RefSeq and is a predicted model, not a curated record. The coding region runs from base 1 to 864 and encodes 287 amino acids. The transcript has a single exon.